GGGUAAAAAGUCACAUUUCUGGUUUCAGUUAACAUGGUUUGUUAAUUAUUUAUGUAUGACAGUUAUUUUUAAAAAAAUCAUAAAACUUUUAAUUCAGCAAAAGACAUAAAAUGCAUAAAAGAAUAAAACAUGAAGAGGUAAAAUAAUAAAGUAAAAUAUUUUAAUUUUAAAAAUUACUUAAAUUGAAAGAAAGAUUAAACUUAACCGAAUUAACAAUGAAAACUUUACUUUCAUAUUCUUUCCCCUGCACAUGUUAGCAGUCAUGUUUUAUUUACAUUGCCGCCUUCUUGGCGACCGUGGAAAUAAAUGGUGCGUGGAAAUAAAUGGUGCGUGGAAAUAAAUGGUGCGUGGAAAUAAAUGGUGCGGUUUGUUAAAAUUUACAGUAUUUAACUUAGAAAAGCUAUGAUGUAAUCAAGCUAUGAAACUGACAAAUUUGCUAUUUCAAAUUUCCCUUUAGACCCCCCCCUCCCCCCCCCCCCCCCCCCCCCCCCCCCUCACCCGGUGCGACUCGCAUCCCCCUAUUGAUACUCUAGUCUUAAUAUUAGAAUCAGAGAAUAGACUAAUAGACAUAUAGCAUUGUCUACAAAGAGACUAUAAUAGUUUAUAGUCUACAAGUGUUGUCAAUAUUAUUGAUUUUUACAAUAUUUAUAAUUUAUAGUAACACUAGUACAGUGUAGACAUAGACUAAUUAUAAAACUAUUGAAUAUAGAAUAUAUGUGCUUAUUAUUAAAGAGUAACAGUGGAUGUAGCCUUUUCCCUCUUUUUCAUAUUGAAUUGUAAUAAAUGACAAAUUUGUAAUUAUCAACUAAUUCAUUUUUUUAUACCACCAUGUUCACACCAUAAACAAGCAUACAAAGUCAAUAAAAGUGUAAAUAAAUCCCACAUCUGACUGAGUGGGCUUGUUCUCGUAAUUUGGAAAUAGUUGAUAACUUUCAUGCUACAAUCAUUUCCAAUAUUCUCUAGCUCACAACCAUUUCAUAGUCUAUAUUUCUGUGUGUAUUUAAACAGAUCAUCCUUAGUACAGAGUAAAUCAUGACGCUCAAUAAAUUCAUGCAUCCGAGGAAUCGAUACAAAAAUUGUAAGCCUAGUUUUUUGGAGCUGGCACUUAAGUAUCCUGAAUUUCGGGCACACACCACCCAAGAUGACAGUGGCAAAGUUUUCUUGGACUUUAAGAAUGCUGAGGCACUUAAAGCGCUCACAACUUGUUUGCUGAAAGAAGAUUUUAAUCUUUCUGUAGAUCUUCCUGAAAACCGAUUGGUUCCAACGCUACCUUUACGCCUUAAUUAUAUUCAUUGGUUGGAAGAUAUUCUUGGCACUGAUGCUGGAAAAUGGGGAAUAGACAUAGGUCAGUAUUUAUCAGGUUGUAAUUAUUCUUGUAGUUGUACUAGUGACAGAAAUAUAUCAAUUUAAUAACAGAUAUUUGGAGUCUCUCUAACAUUUGCAUCAUGGGCUUUAUAUUUAUUUGUAUUUAAAUCACAGCUCAAAAUGAUUCCAGAAUUUAGAACUGAAGGUAAACACAAAAUUAAGUAUCAUACAUACCCCAUUCAUUUUCAAGUACAAUACAUUUAUUUCAUACAUUGCUGAAAAACAAGAUGUGUUUUAUGUUACAGGCCUUUUACAUACUAUAGAAUGCCUACAUACUAUAGAAUGCCUUUACAUACUAUAAAAUGCCUACAUACUAUAGAAUGCCUUCACAUACUGCCUUUACAUUCUAUAGAAUGUCUUUACACAGAAUGUGUAACCAUGUAACAUCACAAGUUUAUCACAUUUGACCGUCAUGGUCAAUAAAAAUCUGGAUACAAAACAAAUGUUGUGAUAUUUUUACUCCAGGAACUGGGGCCAGCUGCAUUUAUCCACUAUUAGCAGCUACCAUGAACAAGUGGAAGUUCCUUGCUACAGAGGCAGAUCCAGAAAAUGUCUUUUAUGCAACUAACAAUGUGAAGAAUAAUGGACUCCAAGACGAAAUACAUGGUACUGUUUACUUACUCAGUUUCAAAAUAAUCUCUCUCUUGACAGCUUUAACAUCACACAGAUGAUUUCUAUCAUAAUUUAAACUGUAUUAACUGGUCUAUGAAAAUUAUAUGACUUAAACACUGGACUUGCAUGAAUUCACUGAUAAUUUAUGAACAUUGGUUGCAAUCAUGUAUCCCCACUUUAGUUUGAGACACUGUUUCUAAGCUUUUUUGUCUACCAUCUUUGUAAAAUCAACUUAUUUAUUAUACAAUUACCAUUUUGUGUUCAUGUUUUAAUUUAUAAAUACUGGUGUAUAUCAAUUUUUAAAAAGCAAGCUUUAUAUAGAUUUAGUGAUGUUAUAAUUAUAUUGUAGAAUGGUGCCAGCUCUAUAAGUGAAAGUUCUUGUUUAACCAACAGUUCAUCAAGUCUCAAGGGACGAUGUGCUGAUUGUCCCAACUAAUGCAUUUAACCAAACCACCAAGUUUGAUUUCUGCAUGUGUAAUCCUCCCUUCUUUGCUGACCACAUGGAAGCCCAAGCCAUGACCAAGACGAGGUCUGUGGAUCGUCCUGAGGCUGGUUCAGUUUCUACCGCCAGCCCUCAGGAGUGCAUUGCUCAAGGUGGGGAAGUUGGUUUUAUCCGGCAGAUGAUUGAGGAGUCAACUGUGCUUCGGGAAAAGAUCAGGUACUAAUUGGAAAACAAAAAUAUUAAAUUUCUCCAUUUCUUUGCUAUCCAAGUGCAGCGUUUCUCACUGUGGGUCAAAUAAGCCCACCAUUAUCCACAAACACUUUGAAAAAUGAAUGUUAUGUAAACAGAACUGUUUACCCUCAAACUAUUAAAAUCGUACAAUAUCAUCACAAAAUCGUUCAAUACAUUAUCUUAAUGGUAAAAAAAUAAACAUAGAGUAUAUAUAAUGUAUACACUUCAAAAUCGUUCAUUUUACGCCAAAAUUGUAAAGUAAACAGGUCUGUGUAAAUAAAAAUGAAAAUUUUUUUAACAUUAAUAACAUGGAAGGGAGCCACGGGGUAAAAAAAGAAUGUUUAUGUGGGCCACAAACAAAAAUAGGUUGAGAAACAUUGAUCUUUUCUUUCAAAGCUUGAAUAAAGGACAAUCAUAUUCUUGUUGUCUAACAGUUUUCUAUGAAAUCUUAUGUAUUCUUAUCAUCAAAAGAAAAAUUUUCAUUAAACCUCUCAUUCGUGCCAUCAAAAGUACCAUUUUAGAUCAAAUCUAUCAUAUUCCUGCAGUCAAAUUUAUGCAUUUAGUUAGCUUAAAAACUAACUUUUGGCCUCUUAUUUUGUUUGUUUCCAAAAGGCUCUACACAAGUAUGGUUGGGAAAAAGUCGAGUUUGACACAAUUGAAGGAGGAACUAAGACAGCAAAAAGUAAGGACAUGACUUGCUGUUAUUGUGAUUGUGUAAUGUUAACGUUCACACUGCAGAUUUCUUUUGUUACUGCUAAAUCUCAGUAAAAUACCCUUGCUGAAAACACUGGAGAGUUAUGUUUGGUGACUUAUCUCUAAAUAGACAUGCCUGACACAGAUGUGGCAGUUGACAUUGUGCCGGCACAAAUUUGCCUUCUGAUGCAGACUUUGGGUAGUUCACAUUGUGCAGGCACAAGUUUGCCUUCUGAUGCAGACUUUGGGUAGUUUACAUUGUGCAGGCACAAGUUUGCCUUCUGAUGCAGACUUUGGGUAGUUUACAUUGUGCAGGCACAAGUUUGCCUUCUGGUGCAGACUUUGGGUAGUUUACAUUGUGCAGGCACAAGUUUGCCUUCUGAUGCAGACUUUGGGUAGUUUACAUUGUGCAGGCAUAAGUUUGCCUUCUGAUGCAGACUUUGGGUAGUUGACUGUGUGACCAUUAAUAAUUGUUAACUAAACGUUUAUUGUGUUAUGUUUGAUUAUUUAAGAAAGAUUGGUUACAAUGAUCGAUUAUGUCACAAAAAUUGAUUUUCAAGAAAUGUUGAUUGGUGAAAUGGAGGCUGAUUAUAUAGGAAUAAAUGGCAUAAAUCUUGAUAGGUAUCCAAACGUUGCUUUUGUUACAGUCUCGGGUUGUAUGGUGAAGGUUUAUUAUGACACUAUUUUAACAACCACCAUUUUUUGGUUUGUUUAAAUGUCUCAAGCUCACUCUUCUAGAGUUCUUGCACCACUGACCAGCAGAGUUCUUACACCACUGACCAGCAGAGUUCUUACACCACUGACCAGCCGAGUUCUUACACCACUGUCCAGCUCUACUUAUAUUUUUUAAUUGACAUGAUACUUACAAUUUUAAUGUAUAUCUACAACUUAUGAUGUUUCAAUGUUUUGUUCAGAUUGUCAACUUCACAAGUACAGAGUUUUGUCAGGGGAAGACUAUGAGAUGGGGAAUAGCUUGGACUUAUGAUCAAACUAUUAUAUUUCCUGUAAGAUACCAGCUCUAUACUUUAGUCAGUUCUUAUACACAAUGAUCCUGAUGGUAACCUAGAUUAUUACAACAUUUAUGUAUGGACUGUUUCUUCCUCUAUUAAUUAAAUGAUGAUUAAAUUAAUAUGUUUAAAUUUAAACAAACCAUUGCUAUUCAAAUGUGAGAUCACCAUUUUUAUUCAAUUGUGUCAUCACCUUGUUUUUCUCAACUCCUACUGCUCCAUGACCUUGUUAUUUCACCAAUAAUUUACAGCGUUCCAUGUUUGAAUCAAGAAAAGAAAAGCCUCCACUCCAGUUUGUUGUACCAAGGGGAGCCGGGGGUGUAGAAUAUCAAGUUCAUGAAAUUGCAGCUCAUAUUCGAGGAUUGUUGGAGUCAAUCAAGGUGUGCAAAUCUAAUUAUAAAUUCAUUUGGAAAGACCUUGGGGCAAAGCAUAAUGUGAUAGAGCAAGGGGCUGAUCUGAGCAUAAUGUGAUAGAGCAAGGGGCUCAUCUCAGCAUAAUGUGAUAGAGCCAGGGGCUGAUCUCAGCAUAAUGUGAUAGAGUAAGGGGCUGAUCUCAGUAUAAUGUGAUAGAGCAAGGAGCUGAUCUCAACAUAAUGUGAUAGAGCAAGGGGCUCAUCUCAUUAUUAUGUGACAGAGCAAGGGGCUGAUCUCAUUAUUAUGUGACAGAGCAAGGGGCUGAUCUCAGCAUAAUGUGAUAGAGCAAGGGGUUGAUCUUUGCAUAAUGUGAUAGAGCAAGGGGCUGAUCUCAUUAUUAUGUGACAGAGCAAGGGGUUGAUCUCAGCAUAAUGUGAUAGAGCAAGGGGCUGAUCUCAUUAUUAUGUGACAGAGCAAGGGGCUCAUCUGAGCAUAAUAUGCUAGAGCCAGGGGCUGAUCUGAGCAUAAUUUGAUAGAGCAAUGGACUGAUCUGAGCAUAAUGUGAUAGAGCCAGGGGCUGAUCUCAGCAUAAUGUGAUAUAGCAAGGGACUGAUCAAGGGAGUUUGAAAUGGAGAUUUUUUGCCCAACUAAUAUAUUAUUAUGGAUUGCCCCAUAAGACAAAUAAUAGUGAAAUUAAGUAUAUUUUAUACUUUUUGUUUAGUGACGAUGUAAAUUAGGUUUACUGUAUUUUGAAAUGUAGGUUGUACAAUGUAGUGAUAUAAUAUCAAGCUUACCAUCAGUAGCUUCUACAAUGUAGUGAUAUAAUAUCAAGCUUACCAUCAGUAGCUUCUACAAUGUAGUGAUAUAAUAUCAAGCUUACCAUCAGUAGCUUCUACAAUGUAGUGAUAUAAUAUCAAGCUUACCAUCAGUAGCUUCUACAAUGUAGUGAUAUAAUAUCAAGCUUACCAUCAGUAGCUUCUACAAUGUAGUGAUAUAAUAUCAAGCUUACCAUCAGUAGCUUCUACAAUGUAGUGAUAUAAUAUCAAGCUUACCAUCAGUAGCUUCUACAAUGUAGUGAUAUAAUAUCAAGCUUACCAUCAGUAGCUUCUACAAUAUAGUGAUAUAAUAUCAAGCUUACCAUCAGUAGCUUCUACAAUGUAGUGAUAUAAUAUCAAGCUUACCAUCAGUAGCUUCUACAAUGAAGUGAUAUAAUAUCAAGCUUACCAUCAGUAGCUUCUACAAUGUAGUGAUAUAAUAUCAAGCUUACCAUCAGUAGCUUCUACAAUGUAGUGAUAUAAUAUCAGACCUGUUUAAUUUUGUGAUUUUGGUGGACAAUGUACAAUUUUGAGAUGUAUUUUAGGAUUGUACGUCGAAACCCGUCGGACUACAAUUUUAAGUGACCGGGUUGAAAAUAUAUACAUUCCGUUAUUUUUUCAAGAUUAAAAAAAAAAUUAUUCCAAAGUACAAUUUCAGUUGUUAGUUUUAACUUGCAUUCUACAUCCAGCUGUGAAUGGAUCGAGAAAUAUGAUUGGUUGGGGACCAAAAAUAGCAUAUUUAUAUCUCAAAUACUUUUUACCUUUAGUUAUCUAUUUUUGACGCCAGCUUAAUUCAAUUCCACUGGACAUGUGAUGCAAGUAGUUAGUGUAUACAUUGUGCAUACUGUAUGUUUAUUUGUUUACUAUCGAUACUGUAUUUUGUGAUUUUUAGACGAUAUUGUAUGAUUUUAAGAGUUUGGGGGAAACAGAUCUGAAAUAUAAAGCUUACUUUUAGUAGGUUUUAUAGUGUAAAGCUUAUCAUUAGUAGGUUGUAUACUGUAAUGAUAUUAAAGCUUAUGAUCAGUGCUUUAUGUAUUGUAGUGAUAUAAAGUUUUUUGGUAUUCCAUAGGUUCAUUGCUAUCAGGGCAAGAAAGCCAAGUCCUAUUCAAGUUUGACACUAACGGCCGUAGAAAACACAUGGUGUCAUCAGCGUAGAUUGAGAAGACAGCAGCGCAACAUCGAGGAACCAGUGAUUUAUCCUUCUCAAGACACUGGUCACUCUUCUGCCCAUGUGCUAGAUCCCUCCGACACUGGUCACUCCAUUAACAUUAAUGGGAAGCAGACGGUAGGAUUAAAAGAAUCGGUAAAGUAUCAAGAUAUUAAACUAAAUGGAAAGAGAACAUUAAAUGAGCCUGACAGAAUUCCUCCAAAUUCCAAGAAAAUAAAGGUAAAAAGCACUGGAAGUGACAAAAUUGAACAAGAGGAAAAGCCAGGAAUUGAACAAAUUAAUGAAGAAAAGCCACCAAUCUUACAAGCAGAGUUACAACCCCAACCCACUCAAAAGAACACAACAGUGGAAGCUGGGGAAAUCCUCUCUGACACAUCCCCCAAAGAUUAUAUUCUCAAGUGUGUGUUGAGACUGAAAAGAUCAGAGGAGCAGGUGUUACUUGAACUAGAAUGGCUUGAUGGAAGCUCAAGAGAACUGAUGCACCAGGUGAUGACAUUUCUCAAGAAUAAAUUAGUACAAAGAUAAAAGCACUUCUUAUGUUAGAAGCAAAGAAUGUUGCCGUCAGAGAUGCCUCAAUAAUUGGAGGUCAGUAAAGUUGGGAAAUUAAGCAGUGGCGAGAAUAGAUACAUGUUUGCAACUUGUCUGGCUUCUAAUGAUAUCAUAGUGAAGUUUAUUCAUUAAUGUAUUUUCAUUUGUUUAAAAAAAAUAAAAAUCAGAACCUAAAAUCUUUUUGAAAGUUGGUUAAUAAUAAAGUGACUUCCUUGUGUACCUAAAAUGUAAGCCAAGGUUACUAUUGAAUACUGUCUCAGACCUGUUUACCCUUACGAUUUUGGCGAACAAUGUCCGAUUUUGAGGUGUAUAAAUUAUAUUUACUGUAUGUUUAUUUUUUCCUAUAAAUAUGAGGUAUUGAAACAAUUUUGUGAUGAUAUUGUACGAUUUUAAGAGUUUGGGGGUAAACAGGUCUGCUGUCUUCAAAUAUCAAUCUAGUACAAAAUAUACACAACACUGCUAAAAUGACUGAACUCAAAGCCA
Molecule: messenger RNA, 7718 nt
Organism: Lymnaea stagnalis (great pond snail)
Lineage: Eukaryota; Metazoa; Mollusca; Gastropoda; Lymnaeidae
Source: the annotation of a GenBank genome assembly